This is a messenger RNA of Dreissena polymorpha, 4836 nucleotides long. Its product is annotated as receptor-type tyrosine-protein phosphatase N2-like. The coding region runs from base 129 to 3056 and encodes 975 amino acids. The transcript is spliced from 22 exons. Gene Ontology annotation, cellular component: secretory granule. Gene Ontology annotation, molecular function: protein tyrosine phosphatase activity. Gene Ontology annotation, biological process: protein dephosphorylation. The record is from RefSeq and is a predicted model, not a curated record. NCBI's taxonomy places the organism in Eukaryota, Metazoa, Mollusca, Bivalvia, Myida, Dreissenidae.
AGAGCACCUGUCAUACGUUCCAGCAUCAACAACUCUUAGGAAGGAAAUAUGUUAUCAUUUUUUGGAACAUUUUCUGCCUGGAAUAACUUUUAAAACGUAAAAUUCGGAUGGUAUGUUUGUAAUUAAGUAUGUGGAGCAUACAUUUUCCGAUUCUGACUGGAAUUCUAUUGUCAUUUUACCAUGGAAUAAAUGCAAGUGCUAGUCUUAGAAUUGAUCGGCAGUUUCCAUUGGGUGUCAUUGGCUGCCUGUUUUCCCGUGAUAUUUGUGACAGCAGGCUGCCAUGUAUAGAUGACCUUCUCUAUGGGACAUGUGGGGGCAGCAAUUUUCCAGACAGCUUCGCGUUCCAACUCAGUGAACAUGACCUGAUGAAGCUUGGUGAUGAAACUGGAAAACUGGUUCUAUCCGGUUUCACUUGGGGGGAUGGCUAUACGCAAUGCAUCGUUCAAAACGUCAUACUCUCCCUGGCAUCCAAAGAGCCGUUCAGCAAGCUUGUUUGCUAUGACCUGCUCUACGCCAAAAAUAAACCAGUUUCAGACGAAGUCAACGCAGUCAUAGCUGAGCUCUACGAUGAAAGCUUAAACAGAGGUCUUGAUCCGGUUAACAAUUUUGAUGAAAUCUCCCUGAUCCCAAAUUCCCAGAAACGCGAUGAAAUUGUACGAGUACAUAAGUACUUCGAUAAAAAUGAGAAAUUGCAUAAGCGUUACUGGGAUCCCUUCAAAGAUGGCAUUUUCCCAUACGGAUAUUACCCCCAAGAUGAUCCGUUUGCAAUGUCUCCAAAAUAUUUUAAUAGUCCCCAAGACCCUGUUGCUGAAUGGGAGAAUACCAGAAUUCCCUUAGAGGACUUGCAGCUUGUCAGGAAGUAUUUGGAAUCGACACGAAAGCCCACGUCUCACAGGUCCAAACUUUCCGAACUUCUAGAUUCAGGCUCACUUAACUUUCAGAGGGUGCUUAACAACAAUGGCCAAACAAGCAGCUAUGUCCGACCAAACAAUGAAUUCAGGGAUUUUGACAUACAGCCCAACAAUUUGUUAAAUGGCGAUGGACAACAGAUUGGAUUCUCUCAGCCCGAAGAGGUAAUUGAUUCUGGUGACCUUGGUUCUCCCAGUGACGACCUUGAAGAACUUGGUAACCCUGGUAAUCAAGCUGGUAUCCUUGAAGAUAUGUCGUUGCCACCUAAGUAUGCUAACAUUCUGGAUAAACUGAUCCGAGGUGAAACAAGUCCCCAUGACCUCAGUGAGAAGGAGUUGGAGUUCCUCACACCCUAUGUCACUGAGAUGCUUUACAGACUGAAUGCAGCAGAUGACUCAGAGCAAGAUCUGGGACACCCAGAAGCUCUUGGUGACCACCUUAGACCUUUUGGCAUAGAACAGGAAGACAUGAUGUCAGGUCCUGGUGUAAAAACUGACCCUGAACAAUCUGUUGUUAAGAGUGAUGACCAUGACCUUGAUACAAAGGUCAAUACGCUGUCAGAGUUAGAGUUGGAAAGUCAACUGUUCCAAAAGAAAUCCGCUAAAGGAGGAGAGAGCAGUGCAGUGCAGAAUGAAGACAUUGUGGACACAAACUUUGCCUUCAUUGAGAUGGACAAAGAACUUGACGUGCAAACUGCUGAGAAGUUGAUAGAAGCACUUGGAAAGAUAGUGGCAGCCAACCCUGGGACUCUUAACAACAACAUAGUUGAAGGCCGUAAGCUGAAGAUCAAGGUGGAUCCAGUUCUGGCAGGUGUGAAUGCAUCCUUUGUCGCACAGCAAGCCAGUGACCAUGAGAAAGAUCUAGAGGAUGCUACAGGCCUAAAGUUUGUGAAGUCUGGAAUUGGAAGUCUGACUGAGGUUGCCUACAAGGCCCAUGAUGACCGCUACUUCAUCCUUACAUUCGUCCUUUGUGGCUGCAUUGCUGGUAUCUUGCUGGCGGUGUUCGUUGUGUACCUGAUCAGGCGUAACUCGCGCUCCAAGGACAAACUGCAGCAGAUCACCGCUGGACCUGAGGGGAAUGCAGAGGCCGCUUCAAAGGAUUACCAGGACCUGUGUCGCCAGCGCAUGCAGAGCAAGUCCUCAGAGAAACCCGAGCCUCUCCACGCGGCAACCUCACGCAUGGGCAGUGUGUCUGAGGCCCAGGUACGCAGCCCAUCCAGCAGGAGCAGCACCUCAUCAUGGUCUGAGGAGCCAGUUAACUCCAACAUGGAUAUCUCCACUGGCCACAUUGUCCUGACGUACAUGGAGGAUCACCUGAAGAACAAGGACCGGCUGGACAGAGAGUGGGAGGCCAUGUGCGCAUACGAGGCUGACCCCUGCAGCUCCAAUGUCGCCACGGAGAUGGCCAACGCACGCAAGAACCGCUACUCUGAUGUGCUGCCGUAUGACCACUCGAGGGUUGUGCUGACCACUAACACCAACGUGUCUGGCUCCGACUACAUCAACGCCAGCACCAUUACGGACCAUGACCCUCGUAACCCUGCCUACGUGGCCACCCAGGGACCUCUUCCCCACACCGUGGCAGACUUCUGGCAGAUGGUGUGGGAGCAGGGAAGCGUGGUGAUAGUGAUGCUGACCAAACUGACGGAGACCGGCGAGGCUAAAUGCCACCGAUACUGGCCGGAGGAGGGCAGCGACCUCUACCACAUCUAUGAGGUGCACCUUGUCUCAGAGCACAUCUGGUGUGAGGAUUACCUGGUAAGAAGUUUCUACCUGAAGAACCUCCAGACCGGAGAGACGCGUACCGUGACCCAGUUCAAUUUCUUGACCUGGCCCGACCUCGGCAUCCCGACCUCCAUCAAGGCUCUCCUGGACUUCCGCAGGAAGGUAAACAAGUCGUACAGGGGCAGGUCCUGUCCCAUCCUGGUACACUGCAGUGAUGGAUGUGGCCGCACUGGAACCUAUUGUCUUAUUGACAUGGUCCUGAACAGGAUGGCUAAAGGGGCCAAGGAGAUUGACAUUGCUGCGACCUUGGAGCACAUCCGUGACCAGAGGGUCAGCAUGGUGAAAACUAAGGAGCAGUUCCAGUUUGCACUUGCUGCAGUGGCAGAAGAGGUGCAUGCCAUACUGAAGGCGCUCCCACAGUAGUCAUGUGACCAUAUUGCAGCCAACCAAUUGGUUGGCCUGCCUGUCACAUGACUCAGACUUUGAAUCUGAUUGGCUGUUUUGAAAUUUGCAAUGAAGUUUCUAAUGGACUGGAAUUUAGAACAUUCAACUAAAUAUACGUAUUGCAUGGUGUUGUUUGUGGCUGAAAUUUGUCAUUGUUACUGGAUAUCUAUUUUAUGAAAGUUGUUUCAUCAUAGCUAUUGUAAUUGCAUAAUAUGCUUUAUCAUACUUUUGGUUUCUAAAAAGUGUAUACCAAAAUUUCCAAAAAAAACAUGUUAUGACUUCAUAGGGCAAUGGCUAUUAAAAUAUUUCUUUUUGCUAUCAUUGAUUGUAUAGUAUCAGACAAUUUAAAACAGGAAACUUUGGAAAUUAAUGCUUUUAGAUAUAUUUUCUCAUUUCUACAAAAUGUUUUUUUCUUUUAUGUUUGAAGUAUUAGUGUUGUGAAUUUCAUUAUCUUCCUCAUCAUUUAAACUUCACUUACAUGACCAAAUCCCAGUAAACAUUCGCUGAUCUUGAUUAAUGGAUAUCAUUGUGAACACCUUAAAAAUAGUAGGUCCGUUAUUGGAAAUCACAAGAUUUUGUUAAGGAUUUGUUCUAUAAAAAGUGUUGUAUUCGAUUUGCUAAUUGUAAGCAAACACAUAAUAAAUGAACAAAAAUUGUUGACAUAAUUUAUUUCAAUAUUUGUUUGUUAUUUGAACUAUUGAACUAACGCUGAUGUUGAUGUUAAAUAUCAUUUACUGGUGUUAACACCAAAGAAUAUCUUGGAAACUGUUAUAUUAAUUAUUCAAAUAUGUUAAAUUGUUUUAUAUUUAAAUUCUAUUUAUUUUUUAAUUGAUUGUUACAAAGUCUUGUUAUUCUUAUGUGUGAUAAAUGCUUAAUUUUUAAUCUGAUCUUGUUGUGUGUUACAGAAAAUUAUAUACAUAAAAAAAUUGGUACCUAAAUUAAAUUUUUAGUAUAAAGAUGUUUAUUAUUUAGUUUGUAUUAGAUAAUAGUCUUUAUACAUUUACUCAAUUAAACAAGAUGUUGUUUUUUUUGUAUUUUAUUGAAUACUGUUAUUAUAGCCGUUAUCAAGUAACCUUUUACAAGUCUGUUUGAAUGAGAACAGCAGUACUGUAAGAAAAAAUAAAUGCCAAUUAUUUUUUAAUGGCUCCAUUUUAACCAUAACUAAUUUAGUUAUAAUUCAAAAUUAUUUUACUAAGUUAAAAGUAAUUUCUUCAUUUAACCCACAGCGCAAUUUUAUUUUUAUAAGAAUUUAUAAUUUUAUUAUUUUCUAUAGAUUUACAUGCCAAUAUAUUGGUUUCAAUACAAACAGAAUUUUUUUUAUAAUUUGAUUUUCCAAAAUUAAAUGGCCCUUUUGAUUUGUCUCCAUUUAAAUUAUUUUCGUAAAUAAACAUUUUAAUUAUCACUGUUUACCUCAUCUUGCAUUCUUUCUUGAAUACUUUGUCAAUGUGAACAUCAUACUUUUCGUUUGAAGUAUUUGUGUCAAUGUAUCCGCAUGUAUCAUGGUCUUUAAUCAUUCCAUGUUUUGUGUGAAUGUUGUAUUUCUUCAGUGUAAGGAGAGCAGAUUAAACAUAAUCACAAACUAAUUGAACUUUAAAAACUUUCUUGUUUCGGAAAAAAAUAAUGUGUAUGAUAAAUGAAGGGCCAGCGAACAAAAACUAAUAAUAGAAGUUUCUAUUUGUAUGAUAGAAAAAAAGCGGUCUGUAUAUUGGAAAAAAUAUUUUGUUCAGUAAAGAUAUCAAUAAAGUAAUAUUUGGGCAAU